Molecule: messenger RNA, 2202 nt
Organism: Emiliania huxleyi CCMP1516
Lineage: Eukaryota; Haptophyta; Isochrysidales; Noelaerhabdaceae
Exons: 8
Coding region: 1-2202 (733 amino acids)
Molecular function (GO): protein binding
Source: RefSeq, a predicted model, not a curated record
AUGCGCCCACGGCACUACAACGGCUACAACGCACCAGUCGGAGGCAUCAAGUGCCCCAUUGACGGCUGCAACCACGACCCCUUCCCGGAUCGGCGACACCUCGCCGAGCACUGCGCCGCCGCUCACCCAUCCUCCGCCGACACCGACGAUGUGCUAGCCGACCACGCUUUCCACCGAUGCGACAUCUGCAGAGGGGUGUUCUGCGUGCUCCCGCGACCAACCCAGAAUGGGAACUCAGGCUGGCUGAACCAUUGCACGAGCGGCGACAACACGCGCAGGACUGCUCACAAAGAAUUGCAGAUCGCGGCCAAGACGUGGAAGGAGGCGGAGAAACGAGCGCGGUCUGCGGAGAUCCCACUCCACUCUGGCUUCCAGGCGGAACUCUUUGCGCCAGUCGUCGCUGCGCACGAGCACUUUGCCGAAGACGUGAACGGCGAGACGAACGGCCUCGCUUUCCUGUGCGCCGACCUCUACAACGCCUAUGUCUUCUUCCGCUCGCACGGCGAGGUCGAGCCUCGCCCCGCGGACCAACUGCGCCAUCGCGCAGCCGCGUGGGUGAGCGCCAUCAACGAUGGCACCGCCGUGCAGCUCUGGCGCGCCUUCGCGGACGAGGCGCGCCGCACUGCGAGCCGCUCCAACCCCGACGGCGACCUGUGCGAACUUGAGGACGAGCUCCAAGUGGACUACGACAGGCUGUCCGAGCCGACCGUAUCGGGGAUGCCUUGCGACGCGACGACCAUCCGUAAACAGGCCUUCUUGGCCUCGCAUGGCGAUUGGUCGGCAGCCUUCAAGCAGUCCACCCCCUCCCCCGCCCUCGACCCCCGACUGCCGGACUCCAAACGCGCCCUCAUCGGCUUCAACCCUCAGACCCCCCAUCGGGAGCUCACUCCUGAGCAUGUUGCCGACGAGCCUGGGCACGCCCCGAUCCAGUUUACAGCCAAGCUCGUCCAGAAGGCCGCCGCACAGCUGCGCGACCUGCGGGCGCCGGGCACGUUGCCGCAGGACAACCGCAUCAUCAAAGCGAUUAUCCGGCAGCCGAGAGGCCUCAAGGCCGUCACUAAAUGGGCCAACGCCGUCGCAGCAGACCAGGGUGGGGCGACUGCCCGCGACCUCCUCGCCGGCGGCAUCCGCGCCGCCCUCGCCGCCAAAGUCUGCCCUUUGACCGGCGAGAUCAAAGGCCGUCGGCCCCUCGGCAUGUGCGAGAAGUGGCGCUGUCUCCUCUGGGCAAUAAUCAAUCGCGCUUGCCGCAAAGGGUUCGAACGCAACUUCACCGAGCCCGCCCCCGAGGACGGAACGGAGAAACUUGCCCGCCUCGUCCGAGGCUGGACCGAGCACGCGCCACGCCACGGCAUCGUCUCCGACGACAUCUCCGCCAUGUACCAGUGGACGAGCCGCUGGGCGGGAUUCGCCUUCCUGCGGAGACGCUUUCCGUCCCUCCUCGCCAUCUUCCGCUUCUUCUACUACUCCCGCAGCGGCCUGCUGGCGCUCGAGCAAGGCGAGCCAGCGACGGCCGUGGCGCAGCUGACUCGCGCGCGGCAAUUUGCUGCGUACAGCGGCGCGGCUCUGCUCGGGCGUCUCCCGGGCGGGCUCCUGUGGAGCGGGCUCUCGCCGAACAGCGAGUACGCGGCCGGGCGUGCGGUGCUCGAGAAUCGAGGCGAGGUCCUCGCGGCGAUCGACCACUUUGACGCCGCUAUACGCGGGAACCCAAACCUGUGGCCGGCGCAUGCCAACCUUGCGGCGGUUCAAGCGGGGCUCGGCGACGUCAUGGCGGCGCUCGAGGCGACUCUUAGCGCGUGCCAGCGCGCGAUCGACAUCCUGGUGAUCCGUGCGGACGACGCUCCCGCGCCCGCAGACCCAGGGCAGGCGCUGCCGGCCUGCUCCUGCCUCCCGCACGCGGCGGACGCGUACCAGCGCGCGCUCGCCAACGUCGCCGGCCACGAGGGGGCGAGCGCCGCACUCGAGCGCCUGGCCGAGCUGCAGCAGGAGGGGAGAGGGUCGCAGGGUCGGAUCACGUCAAGCCUCUCGCCCUCUCGACGUCCUGUUGACAGCGUGCCGACAGACAGCGACACAGACCCUGUGGUCGUGGGGGUCACGUUUGGUGCUUGUCGAUAUGUCCCUGCUAUCUUUUCUGUAUCAAAGGAUACGAAGAUGCGCGCAUUAAACGAGGGCAAGGAGACAGAUGAUGCGCAUGUGAGUGAGUGA